Messenger RNA from Adineta steineri, 3663 nucleotides. Lineage: Eukaryota; Metazoa; Rotifera; Eurotatoria; Adinetida; Adinetidae. The record is from the annotation of a GenBank genome assembly.
AUGUUGGAAUUAAGUUAUGUUUUGAUUUUUUUAUCAUCUAUUAUCGCACUAACAUUAACUGAUGAUGAAAAUUUAUCUUUAAAAUCAAAUUUCUCAGAACGUAAUCGUACAUAUAUGUUAUUUGUUUCGGAAGAUGUACCUAUUGGUCAUACACAAAUUAUUGAUACAUUUGAUUCAUCAUUUUGUUCAAUCUAUUCGAUAAAAUCAAAUAUAUAUAAUCAUGAUGUACCAUUUGAAAUUUUAUUAAUGAAAAAUGAAAGUUGUUCAUUAAAUUUACAUGUUAUUCGUUUACUUGAUCGUGAACAAACACCAAUGUUUACUAUACGAAGACAAUUAAUUAGUGGAAAUAAAUUAAAAAAUAAUAAUAAUAAUAUGAUAACCAUUCAAUUAUCGAUUGUUAUUCUUGAUGUUAAUGAUCAUGUACCACAAUUUGAAAAUGAACAUUUUAAUUUUCUUAUACCAGAAAAUAUUCAACCAGGUGGAUUAAUUGGUCGUGUACAAGCUUAUGAUCCAGAUAUAUUUCUUAAUGGAAAAAUUUCUUAUACAUUAUUUGGACAAGAUCUUAUAGAAAUAGGUAAUAAAACAAUGUUUAGAAUUGAUAAAGAUACAGGUGAAUUAUUUUUAAUGGAUUAUGGUCUUGAUUAUGAAACAAAAAAAGAAUAUACACUUAUGGUAGAAGCUAAAGAUCAUGGUGAUGUUGAAGCAACUGUAUGGCCAUCAGUACCAUCCUACGCAGAUAUAAUUAUAACAGUUGAAGAUGUUAAUGAUCAAAAACCACAAAUUAUUUUUACAAUGCCUAAUGAAGAUAAACACGAUGAUAGUAUCAAAUUUAUGAAUAUAUCAAAUCCACAAUUAGAUCAAGAACAAAAUCGUCUUUUAAGUUCAUUUCUUUCAAAAGAAAAUCUUCUUGAAAAUGAUGCUGAAAUGAUUCAUUUUAUAAAAGAAGAACCUUUACCAGCUGAUACUCUUCUUGGUUUAUUUCAUUUACGUGAUAAUGAUCAAACAUCCAAUGGUAUUCUAUCACUUGAUCUGAAAACAUAUGUUCGAUGUUCAACAGAAAGAUUUCAUAAAGAUAAUUUAACAAUGUGUCGUGUAUCAGAUUUUUUUCGUUUAUCUGUAUUUCGUCCAAAUGUUUAUGGUUUAUUUGCUGUUCGAACACUUGAUCGUGAUGAAUAUGAAAAUUAUAUAUUACAUUUAAUAGCAAAUGAUAAUGGUGAUCGUCCAAUACGACCUGAACAAAAACGUUUAACAUCACGACAAAGUUCAUCAUUAAAUAUAGAAGAUUUUAUUAAACGUCGUUCAGAUUCAAAUUCAAAUUCAAUAAAAACUUCAUUAAUAUCAUUACAAUCCGAAUUAUUUAUUUAUUUAACACUUCUUGAUAUUAAUGAUAAUGCACCUAUAUUUACUCAAAUAUAUUUUCAUGUUAAAAUUGAUGAAAAUCAACCAAGAAAUACCAUGGUUGCUCAUUUACAUGCUUAUGAUAUUGAUAAAGGUAAAAAUGGUAGUGUUCGUUAUGAACUUAUGAAUAAAGAACGAGAAGAAUUUUCUAUUGAUAUUCGCUCGGGAAUCUUACGAACAAAACGUGUACUUGAUCGUGAACAAUGUGAAUUAUAUCGUAUUGGUAUACGUGCACAUGAUCUUGGUGUUCCAAUUAAAAAAUAUUCAUCUAUUGCAAUUGUUGAUGUACAAAUUAAUAAUCUUAAUGAUCAUGUACCAUAUUUUAUACAUGAUCUUUAUCAUUUUGAUAUUAAAGAAAAUUUACCUGUUGGUACAAUUGUUGGAAGAUUAACUAUUGGAGAUCGAGAUGAACAAGAACCAAUGGAGAAAAUUAUUAAUCUAUCAACAAUUGAAGAUGCAGAUUUAGAGUUAUUUAAUUUAACAUUACCAAUUAAAACAUCAAGUACAAUAAAUUAUUCUGCAAUUGAUUUUCUAUUUGUUGAUUCUCAUCAAAAUGAAUCUUUAUCAAAUAUAUUUUCAAUUGAUUCACAAGGUUUUAUUCAUACAUUAGUUAUACUUGAUCGUGAAUUACAAUCAAAUCAUACUCUAUCGAUAUUUAUGUAUGAUCGUGUAUUAAAAUCUUAUUCACUUCCAACAUAUAUUAUCAUACAAAUACUUGAUGAUAAUGAUAAUUUACCAUUUGAACCAUUUUUAGCAAAUCCAUUUGAUUUAUCAAUCGAACAAAUAAAUAAUGAUGAAACAAUUAUUUAUGAAUUUCAACCAAUUGAUCUUGAUGAUGGACUUAACGGUAUGAUAUCAAUCGAUUGUUUAAAUUGUACAUCGAUAUAUUAUUUUCAUUUAAUAAUAAAUAAUUUAACAAAUUCAACGAUACUAGUAACAAAAACAAAUAUGACAGUACCCGAUGGAAUGUAUACACUUGCAUUUGUAUUACGUGAUCAUGGUUUAUUUAUAUCACGUGAACGUUUAUAUACAUUAAAAUUUAAUUUAACACAUCGUUUCAUAACUGAAGAAAUUGGAAGAGUGGAAGAAGAAGAAAAUAAUAAUGGAGAAACAAACAAUUUUCUUUUAACCACUUCUUCAAUUCCAUUUUUUCUUCGACAAAAGAAUUUUAUAUUGAAACUUUUUUCUCAACAAUUUGAAUGGCGUUUUCUUAUAUUAUUAAUUAUAAGUUGGUUGAUACUUGUUGUUAUUGCUAUAUGGACUUGUUAUAAUUAUAAUCGAAUAUUAAAAAGAAGACAAAAAGAAAAAGAUGAACAACAACAAUUUGAAAUUCAAGUACGACAACAUGAAAUAAUUAAUUCGCCUAUGGCAACUUUGCCUAAAUCAUCGUCAUUUCCACCUAAUUCACAUUAUCAACGUGGAAAAGAAACUUUAACACAAGAAGAUGACGAAGUCGAAGAUACAAGUUAUGACGCUGAUCAUAUUAUAACUGAUGCUAAUUUUGUUUUAACAUCUGGUUGUACAGCAAAUGAAACGAAUGGUCGAUUUCUUGGAAAUAGCGUUCAUUUUGGUUAUCUACCAUCGAACAAUAAUCUUUCUGCUAAUUUAAACUCUAUUGCUAUUCGAAAUCAUCAUUCACAAGCAAUCAUUCGUUCAACAAAUUUCUCACGACUACAAAGCUCUUGUUCUCGCUGUCAAUUGUCAUCAUCAAUGAUGAAUUCAAGAGAAACUAUGUUAACAGAUGCUGCAACAAAUACAUCUUAUCAUGAUGAUAAUGAAAAUGAUACUGAUGAAAUUUGGAAACAAAUGAAUAAUAACAAUCGAAUGUUAUAUGAAAAUGCUAGUACAAUUUUACAUAAUGAUUAUCAAUUUGAACCAAUUGAUCAUGAUUUUCCAUCAAUUGAUAUUAGUACAAUGCCAUCAUCAGCCAUAUCAACACCACAUCAAGUAAAUAAUCCUCAUGUUAUCAAACGUCCUGUACCAAUAAAUAAUUAUCAUUCAAAUCCAGUUAUUGAACGUCCAAAAAAAUAUCAUCAACAACAAUAUGUUAUAACAACAAAAAGAAAUUCAACAAUAAAUCCAUCCGAUUUUGAUUCAACAACACGUUCAUAUACAUUACCAAGAUCAAUGACAUCAGAUCAAAUUUCAAAUAAUAAUAAUAAUAAUAGUUCAACAAAUAAUAAUAGACUUUAUUAUUAUCCAAGUGUACAAGAUGUACUCGAUGCAUUAAAUCGUCGCUCAUUUGAUAAAGAAUCAUUUGUUUAG